This is a messenger RNA of Podarcis lilfordi (Lilford's wall lizard), 6770 nucleotides long. NCBI's taxonomy places the organism in Eukaryota, Metazoa, Chordata, Lepidosauria, Squamata, Lacertidae. The record is from the annotation of a GenBank genome assembly.
AUGCCCCUCCGCCUCAGGGCCGAACGGGAAGCCGGGGCCUUUUGUGGAUUUUUUUCUUCUUGGCGUUUCCAUGGCGAAGGAGGUCGUGCCCCGGAAGAGAAGCCGCCAUCUUGCCGAGUGACCCCGGGAGCUGUGCCGGGAGCGGGAAGAGGUGGGCUCCGAGCAGCCCCUGAAACGCGACGGUCUCCUCUCCUCCGCGAAGGUACCGAGAGCAAGUGCCUGCCCUUAGCCCCAACCCCCCGCUUCCCUCCGGGGGAGACGCCCGGAGCCAUAGGGCCGCCCCAACCUCGGUGGGACUGGCGGGGCUCUUCCUUCGGACCCCCGGCUCGGAGGGGAGGGGAGAAAGAGUUCCUUGAUCUCUUGAGUUCCAGUUUCCUCUGAGGGCCUUUCAUUUUCCUCAUCGUGCACUCAAUAUAUAUAUAUUAAUAAUUAUAUCUAUAUAAUUCGUAUUGUGGUAGGCUGGAGGGAGAGGGGAAAUCUGCCAGUCGCCGUCACCGCCAUCUCCGAAAUCCACCGGAUUCCGAUGCUGCUUACUGUCUUGUUCUUUUAAACAACCUUUAUUGUACAGCAAUUAACAUCAAUUUACAUAUAACUUAUAAGAAUUAACUUAGUACAUACAGUAUAUACCACACACAGUACACACACUACAACAUACACACACCAUAAACACUAACUUCCGAUUCUUCUCAUUGUGCUAUUUUACAUUUUGUUAGUUUAUACACAUUUCGUUAUUGUUUUGCUUUCCCAUUUAUUAUCAAGAACAUUUUGCUAUAUGCUUUCUCUAUAUUUCAAGAUUCAUUCUAAGUCUGCCAGGAGAUUGACGUCACAAUAAUUUUUAAUAAAUCUGACUUCACAAUAAUUUAAUUUAAAAUACAUAUAUGAUGUUUCCCCAUAACCCAACUUUCCGAUUAAGUUGUGGGGCCUAGAUAGAGGCAACGCUGCCACAGGGUGCUUGAUUGCAUCUCCAUUUGAGAUUUCAUACCUAGUUUUGUGGGAUGUGAAUAUAGGUUGUAUUUUUUUCAAAGGCUUUUCCUCACCUUUUGGAACCUUUUUUGGCAUUUCUUUUACUCUGUCUAGUGGAGUCUUCUCUGUCUUUUGCUUAGAAAAUAAAUAAAGGAUAACUUUGAUGGAUCUUGUAAUGGAUAGAGCUUUAAAUAGAUGUAUUUCUCUUAUUUGUUGAUAUUAUUACCUCUUGGAUAAAACACAAUUGACAACAUGGCUAAAUAUUAUAAUUUGCAAAAAUACCGGAUUGUUUCAUUGUCUCUGUUUAUUCUGUGUGCCUUCAGUUUGCCCGCCCUCCACUCAUCCUUCAUGGCAGCGUGGACCCGUGAAGCAGUGCUGAACCUCUAUCGCGCUCUGCUGCGUCAGGGACGUGGCCUGCGCUAUACUGACCGUGAUUUCUACUUCGACACAAUCCGACGUGAAUUCCGCAAGAAUCAACAUCUUGAGCAGCUCAAAGAUAAGGAGAGACAGCUGGAGAAGGGCCAGGCUUUCUUGCACUCCAAACUCGGGGGGUUGGUUUAGAGACUUCCCUUCCCGCCCCCACCUGUUUUCUCACCACUUUCCUUUUCAUCAACGCUUUUGACCAUCUGGGCUAGAUGGUCAAUAUUGGCUGUGUGGUACAAACUUGAAAAAGGAAUCCCAAAAGUGUCCUGCCUGGGAGUAUUCCCCAUUCUUCACAGAUGCAGUAAACCCCAGGUAGGUUGUUUUCCAGGCAGAAAGUGCUCUCUUACUUCUUCAGAAUCUUUAUAAAUGACUGUAGAUCUGUCCUAAAGCACUACUUUGAAUGACUAAAUGUAAAAUGACUAGGAUAUAUGGGAGCCAGAGUAGUUCCAGGAGGCUUGCAGAUCACACUGCAAGGAGUGACCUAUACAUUUGGUGGUAAGAACAAGUGAAAUGCAUAACUGCAGGGGUUGGGAAAACUCCCAUCUAGCUUUUGAUGGUUUUUCAUAGUGGAAAGAUCUAUUUCUUUCUCUUAUUACAACUAUUUUUAUGAUCUGGAAAUCAGUUUAUGAAAACUUGAGAUAAUUUUGUCUUGAGUUUAUUUUUAAAGAGCAUACCGUUUUUCAUAUAUUCUCAUUUGCCUUAGGAACUUAGUUUUAUUUAGCAGUAAAAGACAGAGACUUGGGUUUGGUUGUUGAGCUGCAUUCAAUUCCUUAUUCAGCCAUGAAGUUCACUGAAAGGACUCGGGGAAAUCUCAGCCUAAGCUGUGUCAGAGUUGUGUGUACAAGUUGUGAAGCAUGUUAUCCCGUGAUGAGUUUGGUAGAAUGGAUAAUUAGGUUCUUUGUAACCACCAGUGGGACAGAGUGAGAUUCUAGCUUUAAUCAGGAAGCAGAGAAUGACAAAUGGGCAAAAUGAAAUAUGUUAACAGUUGUGUUUGGUUUUUCUCUUCCCAUAAAGGAGCAAUGGCAGGCGCUGGAGAGCGCAAAGGAAAGAAGGAUGACAAUGGCAUUGGCACAGCCAUUGAUUUUGUAUUGUCCAAUGCUCGACUUGUCCUGGGUGUGGGAGGUGCUGCCAUGCUGGGGAUUGCCACCUUGGCUGUUAAGCGGGUAAGAGUGAACAUUGUGAGUGAAAGGGUGUCUAAACUUUGGGGUAUGAUAAAGAUGCAAUGGGAGUUUUCUGUCCUGUGGGUCCAAAUACAGACCAAAGUGAAGGAUUGACUGGUGCUCUGAAGGACCCAGUUGCAGGGAUUCCAAAGAAAGAUGCACAAAACACCAGAGUAAUCAGUUCUAAUGUUUUAUUAUAAGGAUAUAUAUAUAAGAGACAUACAAGGCAACAUAGAAUUCCUUGCCAUUACACCUCAGGAUGGACGCUGAAGCUAUAAGCACCACCAUGCUUCGUCUCUGAGGGGCUAAUAGCUUGUGUGUUACUUAUACAGAAAACAAGCUAUAUAAACUGGCAGAAAUAAUCCAAUUAAUCACACUGUUUUAGGGGCCUGUUCCCCACUCACAUCCAUCUCUCAGAUAAGUGGGUAGCUGACAGGUAGAAGCUUCCCUUUUCCCAACUAGCCAAGCCAGCAGUCAAGGCUUCAAAGCAAGCAGAUAAGCUCAUUUUACAGCUCACAUUGAUUAGUCCCAUGUUUGCUUGACUACCAAGAUGAAGUUUACAGGCCUUCCAGGACGGUUUCACCUUUGGGUUCUACAGAGGGAGGCUGUGGAAAUGAAGGCUUUUGACUGGAUCAUACACUUAAUUUCUUGUCUCCCCGCUUUCUUGCUUCAGAUGUAUGACCGGGCAAUCAGUGCUCCAGCCAGCCCCACUCGCAUGAGUCAGUCAGGAAAGAGAAGCUGGGAGGAACCAAGUUGGCUUGGAUCAUCAUCUCGGUUAUUGAACCAAGAUAUGAAGACUAAUAUUAGCCGCUCUCUGCAGACUCUUCCCACUGAUUCUUCAGAUUUUGAUAUAGGUGAGGGACAUCCUGUAACUCUUCUGCAACUUCUUACAUAAGUUGGUUGCCAAACAGGUAAACCUUUCACCUUUACAUGUUCUGGUGUCUAAAAACAGUUAGUUAAGAAAGGAUCUUAUUUUUGGAAGAGAGCCUACAGAUCAGUAAGUCCAGCACAUUCUUCUGAGGAAGAAUACUGCUGACCCAAUGUAUUCCUGACAAGUACUGUUCUAGUGCCUUAUGUGAAAAUCUCCAGGGAACAAGAGCAUCUUUUUCAAAUCAGUCAGUUUAUUUUACACUGUACUUUCAACAAAGAUAUUUGUGCUCAAAGCAGUUUACAGAAAACAGGCUGUCCAAAUUAUUACAAUUAUCAUAUAUAUAAGAGAAAUUAUAUCACUACAUCAUAACACUAACAGUGUGCAGGAAGAGCACAUGGGUACUUUUCAGUUUGUCCUCAUAAGGAAGAUUAAAGCUAGGAGGUUGUACUGUUUUUGUCAGGAAAAUGACAUGAAUUAAAGGGUGUUGUUGCUGUCUGUAUCAAGAUGCACAUUGCCAUUACUUUUAAAGAAAGGUUAAAAGUAUGGUCAAUGAUUUUUUGUCUCACAUAGUUUAAUCCCCAGUGUUUCCAAAUUCAAUAGAGGUGCAAUUCAGUACAGGCAAUUUGUACCUAAUGAAUCCUGUGUGGUGCAAUAUUGAGGCCUGCUGUUCUCUCUCCAACCUAUCCUGGCAGAUUUGAUCAAACCCACAAAGCAGAAAUCAUCCAUCAAGAAGAGUCAGGUGGAGCUGAAGAAGUCCCGCCUCCGAAUGUCCUUGCAAGAGAAGCUGUUUGCGUAUUACCGGAGGAAGGUGGCCAUCCCUACAGAAGAGCAGGCGAAAGCCAAGCAGGCUGCUGUAGAUAUAUGUGCAGAACUACGUGGUUUCCUCCGUGCCAAGCUGCCAGACAUGCCUCUGCGUGAAAUGUACCUGAGUGGUAGCCUCUAUGAUGAUUUGCAGGUAAUUUGGAUGGGUGGGAAGGUUUACAUAUUCUUCAAUAGGUGUGAUAGAGAAAGAGAACAUGCAAACUUUAUUGUUGCCAGUGUUUCUCUCAGCAUCAUGUUCUUGUGCCUAGAAUUGUCUGUGGUCAUGUUUCUUGGCUUUUUGGUGAUUUGAUCUUGCAUAGGAAAUAAUUUGUUCUCCCCAAUACUGUACAGUGGUACCUCUGGUUACGUACUUAAUUCGUUCCGGAGGUCCGUUCUUAACCUGAAACUGUUCUUAACCUGAAGACCACUUUAGCUAAUGGAGCCUCCUGCUGCUGCCGCCGCUGCGCGAUUUCUGUUCUCAUCCUGAAGCAAAGUUCUUAACCCGAGGUAAUAUUUCUGGGUUAGCGGAGUCUGUAACCUGAAGCGUAUGUAACCCGAAGCGUAUGUAACCCGAGGUACCACUGUAAAGUACUUUCCUUCCUUUUUGCAAUUUUAAUGUCCUCUCUUUCCGACUGAGCAAGAUUCAAAUCUUUCUCUAUCUUUUCUCGCCCACAUCUGUUCCUGACUGUGCAUGGUCCUUCUACAUUAUUUAGUCUCUUCUGUUCUUUUCAAUACAUAAUGGGCAUGGGAGCCAUUCCUUCAUGCUACCCUGAUGAACAUAUAGCCUUUAAGUGAGCAAUUCUGAAUGGACGUACUUGAUUCAACGCUACAUCAAGACUUCUAUGUGUAGGAUUUUGUAUUAGAUAAAACUUAAAUUUACACCUAAUGGUGAUGGUGAUUUCCUUGGAGAAACGUAUCAUGUUUCAUCAAACUCAGUCUUUAAAUAGUUGUCUUUUGGCUUUUGACAAUAAAAGCAUAGAAGCAGCAAUGUCCCAGGUUCAGCCCCUGCCACUCCAGGUAGGUCUGAGAAAGACUCCUGUGUGAAAAACCCUGGAUAUUUGUUGCCAGUUGAUGAAUAAACAUUUGUGAGCUAGAUAGAACAAUGGUCUGAUUCAGUGAAUGGCUCCCUGUUUUCUAUUACAUGCCCUUGGCUCUUUUAUUGCAUUCACCAUAAAUGUGAACAGUUACGUUUUAUUUUGAGGAAGCAAUUUCAUUUCUUUGUUUCUUACAUUCUUAGCAUUCUUCUCGGGCUUUAGUUAAUGUAAAUGCACUCCACUUGAGGGGCUUAGGAUAGGUUGCAACACAUUUAAAUCUAUAUAUGACUAAAUACUCAAAACAUCUCAAGAAAAAAAUUGCACAACCUCUACAGAAUUAAAAACAUCAGGUAAGCUUCACCUACAUGCAGACUUACUCCUAUUCACUAAAACUCAGGCAACUCCCCCGUCUGUCUCUCUGGUCUGUAUCUAAGGAAUGCCUAUCUGCAAAUCAUCACUGAGCAUGUGAAUGGCAUCUCAGUAAGGUGGUAGUUUCUUUGAAGCAUAAACUCUGCUUUUAUUUCCUUCUUACUGUUUAAUUUAUGAGGAACUAUUUCUAAUGCUGCCUCUGAUACAUCAGCAUGUUCUAGCACGGCACCGAGCAUCAUAGAGAUCCCAGCUCAACGUUCCUUUGCAUUCCAGCCUUCCCCUUAGCCAAAUAGUGUGGCCUUUUAAGGGCCUUAGAAAACCUCUUCUUUUUCUCCCCCCUGGCAGGUUGUGACUGCUGAUCACAUCCAGCUCAUGGUUCCUCUGGUGUUGGAACAGAACCUGUGGUCUUGCAUUCCAGGUGAAGACACCAUUAUGAACAUCCCUGGCUUCUGCCUGGUACGUCGGGAAAACCCAGAAUACUUCCCUCGUGGUAGCAGUUACUGGGACCGCUGUGUGGUGGGGGGCUACCUUUCACCCAGGGCAGUGUCUGGCACCUUUGAGAAAGUUGUGGCAGGCUCCAUCAACUGGCCAGCUAUUGGGACCCUCCUAGACUACGUGAUCCGUCCAGCAGCACCCUUGGAAUCUCUGACAUUGGAGGUCCAGUAUGAAAGAGAUCGGCGCCUUUUCAUAGACUUCUUGCCAUCUGUGACACUAGGUGACACUGUCUUGGUAGCCAAACCACACCGACUGGCCCAGUAUGAUAAUCUGUGGCGGCUCAGUCUUCGGCCGGCAGAGACAGCUCGCCUGCGGGCCUUAGACCAGGCUGAUUCUGGCUGCCGUUCCUUGUGCCUCAAGAUCCUCAAGGCCAUAUGCAAGCUGAACCCGGCGUUGAGUCACCUUUCUGCCAGCCAGCUUACCAACGUCAUACUUCACCUGGAGGAGACUGACUGGUCACAAGACAUGCUCGCUGACCGUUUUCUGCAGGCCUUGAAAGGGCUCAUUGGCUAUUUGGAAGCAGGGGUUCUUCCCAGCGCUUUGAAUCCCAAGGUGAACUUGUUUUCAGAGCUUACUCCUGAAGAGGUGGAUGAGUUGGGUUACACUCUGUACUGUUCCCUUUCGGAACCAGAGGUCCUCCUGCAAACAGAAUAG